This is a messenger RNA of Protobothrops mucrosquamatus (brown spotted pit viper), 770 nucleotides long. It is a transcript of the gene CREBL2, whose product is annotated as cAMP responsive element binding protein like 2. Lineage: Eukaryota; Metazoa; Chordata; Lepidosauria; Squamata; Viperidae. Gene Ontology annotation, cellular component: nucleus. Gene Ontology annotation, molecular function: DNA-binding transcription factor activity. The transcript is spliced from 4 exons. Gene Ontology annotation, biological process: regulation of DNA-templated transcription. The coding region runs from base 1 to 366 and encodes 121 amino acids. The record is from RefSeq and is a predicted model, not a curated record.
AUGGACGAGAGCAGAGUAGGUGGUGGAAAAGUGAAGAAACCGGGGAAACGGGGCCGUAAGCCAGCUAAAAUAGAUUUGAAAGCCAAACUCGAGAGAAGCCGGCAGAGCGCUAGGGAAUGCCGAGCGAGGAAGAAACUGAGGUACCAGUAUCUGGAAGAGCUGGUUUCAAGCCGCGAAAGAGCCAUCUGUGCUCUUAGAGAAGAACUGGAAAUGUACAAGCAGUGGUGCCUGGCGAUGGAUCAGGGCAAAAUCCCCUCUGAGAUCAAAGCGCUCCUGAGCGGAGAAGAGCAGACCAAGCCUCAGCAGAAUGUGGGCAAGAUGGCCAAGGCCCUAAAGAGCGAUGCCAACAGCCACGGUGCCUGGUGAAGGUCAGACCAAGCAGAUUGAAGCCUAUAUUUCAAAAAAACAAGAUGAUCUGUUGUUGUUGUUGUUUAAAAAAAAAAUCAGUAAUCUAUGGACUUCAUGUGAAGUUGAGCAUCCUCGGUCCUAUCAACAGUUCAACAGCGUCAACAAUUCAGCUGCACCGUAGUUGAGAGUUUGAGCUGACUUUCAAAAUGGCCCGAACAGCAAGAGGGCAGAAAUAAAUCAUCUUAAUCUGUUUUUAUCUAAUAAAACAAUAUUCCUGGGUCUGCAGGAAUAUCUGCCCGAAGCCGAGAAAGAAAGGCCCAAGAUUAUACCAGCCCCAAGUCUAUUCCAAAAUGUAUUAGACGCUCUGGGGUUGAUUUUGUGGGUAGAACUGGCUGAGAAAAAGGGGAAGGAUUUCCCCCCCC